This is a messenger RNA of Paramuricea clavata, 342 nucleotides long. The record is from the annotation of a GenBank genome assembly. Lineage: Eukaryota; Metazoa; Cnidaria; Anthozoa; Malacalcyonacea; Plexauridae.
AUGGUUGGAGAAAUGAAACGAAGUUGUUAUAGGUGCAAAGGUAAAACGUUCUCUGGUACUCAGAGGUACUCUUCUAAGCAAGAUCAAAGCAAAGAAGUUCAAAUUGACAACAAAAUACACAGGGCAGAGCUGGUAAAUGACGACUCAUCAAGGGAAGAUUCAUGUGUGAAAGAGACCACAUGUGUUUAUGAAGCUUUGAGCAAAAAAAUGAAAUUGGAUGAAUCGCACAACUCCAAUCUUGUUUCUGGUGAGCAACAAGACUUCAGCGAACAUGGAUAUCACCUUAUGAACAUGAAGGAGUUUUCAUCAGCUGUAUCCUGUAUCCACAUUGCAUGUGUGUGA